This is a messenger RNA of Lucilia sericata (common green bottle fly), 391 nucleotides long. Its product is annotated as repressor of RNA polymerase III transcription-like. The annotation marks the transcript as partial. NCBI's taxonomy places the organism in Eukaryota, Metazoa, Arthropoda, Insecta, Diptera, Calliphoridae. The transcript has a single exon. The record is from RefSeq and is a predicted model, not a curated record.
UCAUUGUCCCGUCAUCCGACCUGGACCCGCAUUGGGAUGUAAUUUCUGUUGGAACACUAUCGAUGGUCAUGGUAGAAUUUUGCGACGUAAAACCAAAUACCACUGUCCGGAAUGUCAAACGAAUUUAUGCAUAGUGCCAUGUUUCCAAGAAUAUCACGAACGUUUAAAUAAUGAAAUCGAAGCAGCCACAGCCUCAUCAUCAGCCACAAACAAUACAACUAAUACUUCAAGAGCAACCAAUUCCUCAACAAGCUCAUCAGUUAAUGCGAGCAACAACAACACUAGCAGUAACAGUAAUCAACAACAGGAAACACGAACGAAUGUCCAACAAGCAAGUAGUAACGCAACUUCUGCAAGCAGUAGACAUUAUACAAAAACGGAAACUUUUUAA